AUGGUCGGGCCCGAGGGAGUCGUCUAUGCCGUGGAGUUCUCUCAUCGCUCCGGGCGAGACCUCACAAACAUGGCGAAGCGACGCCCGAAUGUGGUGCCCAUUGUCGAGGACGCAAGACAGCCACAGCGCUACCGAAUGCUUAUUGGCAUGGUGGACGUGAUCUUCUCCGAUGUGGCGCAGCCGGAUCAGGCGCGUAUCGUUACGCACAAUGCCGGCUUCUUCUUGAAGAACAACGGCUGGGUCAUGAUCUCCAUCAAGGCCAACUGCGUGGACUCCACGGCGGCCCCUGAGGCUGUCUUUGCCAUGGAGAUCGACAAGCUGCGCAAGGAUGGGGUGAAGCCCAAAGAGCAACUGACCUUGGAGCCCUAUCAUCGUGACCAUGCCCUGGUUGUCGGUGUUUACCGGGCCAGCAAGAAGAAGAAGGAGUGA
Molecule: messenger RNA, 429 nt
Organism: Symbiodinium necroappetens
Lineage: Eukaryota; Dinophyceae; Suessiales; Symbiodiniaceae
Source: the annotation of a GenBank genome assembly